This is a messenger RNA of Populus euphratica (Euphrates poplar), 632 nucleotides long. RefSeq lists its product as uncharacterized. The record is from RefSeq and is a predicted model, not a curated record. The coding region runs from base 88 to 441 and encodes 117 amino acids. The transcript is spliced from 4 exons. Lineage: Eukaryota; Viridiplantae; Streptophyta; Magnoliopsida; Malpighiales; Salicaceae.
CAGGGGUUCGUGUGACAUCCAGUGGUUAUGUGGUUGAGAUUGUGAAUGCCAGCUACAAGAAUCGAAGGUGCGUUUUAGGGAGUAAAAAUGGAGGAGAAAAAGUUAAUCGUCUAUAUGCCUCACAUCACGGGUUGGCAAAGGUCCGUUAAACAUGAAACACUCGUCAUAGUAGCCGGUAACGGUCAUUUAUACAAUUGGGGAAGGGGUUUUGCUGGCGCUUCUGAUGCUAACUUUCCUCAGCUUUCACUUUCAUCUUUGGGGUGCACGAAAGCUGCCCUUGGAUGGAAUCACUGCUUACUGUUGUCAGGUGAUGAAGAAGUAUUUAUGCUUGGUGGCAAUGACCAUGGGGUUCUUUGUGAUCUUGAGGAAAUGAGUGCAGUGAAGCAUCCAGCAGAUUCAUCUGGAGCUCUUUUGAAUAAAGAAUUGGUCUUGAUGGGCUAAAAGUUGUGAAGAUCGCAGCUGGAGCUGAGCACUCUGCUAUAGUGACAGGCAAAAUUAUUUACCAUGCAUUGAUGCCCAUCUAAUUCUUCUUCAUUGAGUCAUUGUGUCAUCUCAUUUUGUUGAUGUCAUUGAAAAUUUGCCAGUCUUGGGCCCUUCUAUUGAAAAUAAAGAAGCCUUCCCAAACGUUUACU